Messenger RNA from Asterias rubens (European starfish), 1056 nucleotides. RefSeq names its product V(D)J recombination-activating protein 1-like. The transcript is spliced from 2 exons. Gene Ontology annotation, molecular function: metal ion binding. The record is from RefSeq and is a predicted model, not a curated record. Lineage: Eukaryota; Metazoa; Echinodermata; Asteroidea; Forcipulatida; Asteriidae. Bases 1 to 1056 code for a protein of 351 amino acids.
AUGGACGAUCACCUCAACAAUUUAAGUACCUUGUGUAGAGUGUGUGGCAACAAAGUGCAAGAAUUUAAGAAGAAAAAUCUGAAGAAGCCUCUUAAGAAAAGUUCAACAUAUGCAGCUAAGAUAAAAGUCAAGUUUAACAUUGAUGUCACCAGUGAUGAAGUUCAACGCCAUCCACCAUUUUUCUGCCAUCUUUGUUAUUCCAAUUUAUUUUUGCCAACCCCGAGAGAAGUACCCAACUACUGGCCCAUUCACCCAGAAAGUGGAGAAUGCAUAAUUUGCAAGAGAGCAGAAGCUAACACAAAGGCUGGUCGACCAACAAGCAAGCACACUAGAAUGGAGGAGCUUGAGAAGACAGAAGAGAAAAACAAAGAAGCAGUCCUUGCAAAGCUUGAAAGGUUGGCAGAAACGGCUACGAACUAUCCUAACAUCAACUUCAUCACCGACGACCCUUUGUUUGUCUGCAAGCUUUGUAAGAGAUUACUCUCUAGACCUGUUGAAACCCCUUGUGAUCACGUCUUCUGUUUAUCAUGUCUGCACAACUUGUUUAUUUCGACAUCAUCAUCCUGUAUAGUUUGCCACAUAUGCCAACGGAACUUCAGCCUGAAAGACAUCAAACUCCCUAAACAAUACUUCAUUGAUGUACUCCAAAAUCUGAGGGUUAAAUGUACACAGUGUAGGAGGGUUAGCUGGUUGCACUCCACAGAUGAACAUGACUGUACCAAUCCUGAUUCCUCUAUCCCAGUUGAUGAACAAAUCUUCAGAUUCUGGGCAGCCAUGUGUGUUCAGCAUGUCCCCACUGCCAACAAGCCCAGCACAGAAGUCAACAAGAGAACCAUUCAGCGGCGUACAAAAUACUUGAAGGAGCAGAUGUCCGAAAUCAGCGCAGGACCAUCUGAUGUUCAGCUGGGGCAUCUCAUCAGUACAGCCUCCAGGAAAUCUCUUCAACAACUUCUUGAAAAGCUGCAGAUGAAAACACGAAUACCCGCAUUAAAUGAGAUGGCACUCAAAGCAGACUUGGGGUUAUCUUGGGCUGGACUCAGACAGCUUAAAUUGUAA